Brachypodium distachyon (stiff brome) is the source of this 1138-nucleotide messenger RNA. Its product is annotated as 60S ribosomal protein L7-2. Gene Ontology annotation, cellular component: cytosolic large ribosomal subunit. Gene Ontology annotation, molecular function: structural constituent of ribosome; RNA binding. The transcript is spliced from 4 exons. The record is from RefSeq and is a predicted model, not a curated record. NCBI's taxonomy places the organism in Eukaryota, Viridiplantae, Streptophyta, Magnoliopsida, Poales, Poaceae. The coding region runs from base 77 to 832 and encodes 251 amino acids. Gene Ontology annotation, biological process: maturation of LSU-rRNA from tricistronic rRNA transcript (SSU-rRNA, 5.8S rRNA, LSU-rRNA).
UACGAUUCUCUCCUCUCUUCCCAAACCCUUCCUGCUCGCAUCGCCGCCGCCGUCGGGAGCUCGGUGGGUUAGUUCGAUGGCGGCCAUGGCGGAGGAGGGGACGCAGCAGCUGCCGUUCGUGAGGGAGACGGUGCUGAAGAAGCGGAAGGUGAACGAGGACUGGGCCAUCAAGAACAGGGAGCGCAAGGCGGCGAAGCGGCAGCGCCGCCGCGACGACGGCAAGGGCGCCAUCAAGCGGCCCGAGGAGUUCGUCAGGGAGUUCCGCAACAAGGAGCUCGACUUCCUGCGGAUGCGCACGCGACUCAAGGCCCGCAGGCUCCGCCCGGCCGAGAACCUCGACGGCGCCCAGCUCCUCUUCGCCAUCCGCAUCCCCGGCACUAAAGAAUUGCACCCGCACAUCAGGAAGAUUUUGGCGAGGCUGCGGCUGACGCAGGUGCUGACCGGCGUGUUCCUCAGGGCCAGCGAGGUGAAUUUGAAGAGGCUUGCUGCUGUUGGACCCUUUGUCACCUAUGGGUUCCCAAAUUUUAAGAAUGUUAAGGAGCUGAUUUACAAGAAGGGCCGCGGGUUUUUCGACAAGGAGCCUUUCCCUCUUACCAGCAACGAUCUAAUUGAGAAGGCUCUUGGAGAGCAUGGCAUCAUAUGUCUAGAAGACAUCGUGCACCAGAUCACAGCAGUCGGACCUCACUUCAGAGAAGCUUCGAGGUUCCUCAUGCCUUUCAAGCUCAAGUGCCCGGAGAGAAGGCUGAUGAUGAAGAAGAAACCGUUCAAGGACGGCGGCGACUCGGGCAACCGCGGGGACAAGAUCAACGAGCUCAUCGAGAAGCUGAACUGAGGAGGCAGCCUCUCCACUUUUGUGCCAUCCCUGACAGAUCGAUGGAUCCGUUGCUUAUGAGUUUUGUAAUACUAGCAUAGCUGAAUGUAAACCUUUGUUUCCGAAACCGUAUUCAAGAGUUCAGGACGAUCAGAUCACGAAAUUGUGGCAACUGUUUUCGCCACCGCGCCUCAGUGAGCUUCGUCGUGCCUUCGCUGUGAAAGCAGGUGCUGUUUACUAUUAUGUUUUGCUUGCACUGGCAGACUGGCUUGAGAAGUUCAAGCUGGAGAUGUGAAGUUCGAUGAUAUUGCAACCAAAAUGAUCUCA